UUUUCGUCGUCACGGAGAUUGGAGAAGUAUCAAUUCCACAGUUCGAGCAAUAUAAAACUUUUUUUUUUCAUUACUCGAGUCCUUCCUUUACCUUUGAGCUCCGCUAGGGUUUGGCGUUUGGGUUUCGACUCUUUGCUCCGAUCUUGAUUGCUCCAUCUCUUCUUCUUCUUCUUGAUUGCAGUUGGUAGGCUAGUGGGCGGCUGUGGAGGAUGUCGCUACGGCCGAGCGAGAGAGCGGAGGUCCGCCGGAACAAGUACAAGGUGGCCGUCGAUGCCGAGGAGGGACGGCGGCGGAGGGAGGACAACAUGGUUGAGAUCCGGAAGAACCGGCGGGAGGAGAGCCUCCUGAAGAAACGGCGGGAGGGGAUGCAGGCUGUCCCGCCCGUUCCGCAGCCCAUCCACACCGCUGCCAUCGAGAAAAAGUUGGAGAGCCUCCCUGCAAUGGUAGCCGGCGUUUAUUCUGAUGACAACGCUAUGCAGAUAGAAGCAACCACGCAGUUCCGGAAAUUACUCUCUAUAGAACGAAGCCCCCCAAUUGAGGAGGUGAUACAAACUGGGGUAGUUCCUCGGUUUGUUGAGUUCCUUAUGAGGGAAGAUUUCCCUCAACUUCAGUUUGAAGCUGCUUGGGCCCUCACCAAUAUUGCUUCAGGGACAUCAGAACACACUAAGAUUGUGAUAGACCAUGGAGCUGUUCCCAUUUUUGUUAAACUUCUCAGUUCCCCCAAUGAUGAUGUCCGUGAACAGGCUGUGUGGGCCUUGGGUAAUGUGGCUGGUGAUUCACCAAGAUGUCGAGAUCUUGUCCUUGGUAAUGGAGCAUUAUUCCCGCUCCUGCAACAGCUGAAUGAGCUUGCUAAACUCUCCAUGUUAAGAAAUGCCACUUGGACCCUGUCAAACUUCUGUAGAGGGAAGCCACAGCCAGCUUUUGAACAGGUUAAGCCUGCUCUUCCAGCACUUGAGAGGUUAAUUCAUUCAACUGACGAAGAAGUACUGACAGAUGCAUGUUGGGCACUAUCUUAUCUGUCAGAUGGUACCAAUGACAAAAUACAAACUGUCCUUGAGGCUGGUGUCUGCCUUCGGCUUGUAGAACUUCUUCUCCAUCCCUCACCUUCUGUGCUUAUUCCAGCCCUUCGUACAGUUGGCAACAUUGUCACAGGAGACGAUGUGCAAACUCAGUAUGUUAUCAAUCACCAAGCACUUCCUUGCCUUCUGAACCUCCUGACUCACAAUCAUAAGAAAAGCAUCAAGAAGGAAGCCUGUUGGACCAUCUCAAACAUUACAGCUGGAAACAAGGAUCAGAUACAGGCUGUUAUAGUGGCUGGGAUUAUUGGUCCACUGGUGCAUCUAUUGCAAACUGCUGAAUUUGACAUCAAGAAGGAGGCUGCAUGGGCAAUCUCCAAUGCUACUUCUGGUGGUACUCAUGAUCAGAUAAAAUAUUUGGUUAGUCAGGGCUGUAUCAAACCCUUGUGUGAUCUCCUCAUCUGUCCAGACCCAAGGAUAGUUAUUGUUUGCUUGGAGGGACUUGAAAAUAUCCUGAAAAUUGGUGAAGCUGAGAAGAAUUCUGGUUCUACUGGAGGUGUGAACUUGUAUGCUCAGAUGAUUGAUGAAGCAGAGGGUUUGGAGAAGAUUGAAAAUCUUCAAAGCCAUGAUAAUACUGAAAUUUAUGAGAAAGCAGUGAAGAUUCUUGAAACAUAUUGGUUAGAGGAGGAAGAUGAAGCAAUGCCUACUGGUGAUGCUGCUGCUCAAGCAGGAUUUACUUUUGAAAAUGACCAGAACAAAGUUCCUCCUGGUCCAUUCAACUUCAGUUAAGUGCCAGUCGAUGGUCUUCUCCCUGCAGCUGGAAAAGUCCCAAGUCUGAAGUCAUGGUAUGGGAGAUGGGAGGAAAAUGAUGGAUAUUUUCGGUGUCUGCUCAGUCGGCUAAAUAGAUUAUUUGUAGGAGUUGACGUUGCAUUUUGGUCUUCUACUAGUAAUAUUGUUGUAUCUUGUGUUGGAUUUCAACAUACUCCAGGUUUAUCAAACAUAAUUAGCUCGAAUCCCCAGCACAAUCAAUGACUAGCACAGGGUUUCAUGCUUUUGCCUUCCUGUAUAUUGUGGUCGUUCAAGGCUCAAGCGUGUUUCUUGUGGCCAGAGUUUUGUGGUUAAUUUUUAUAAUGUUAUGGUGUGGCCUUCGGGAGUUGAGUGUUGUGUAAUUUUGUCAUGCUAAAAGUUGCCUAUUUCAAACUUUGAGCAAACGAUGAAUCUUAUUUUGAAUCA
Molecule: messenger RNA, 2249 nt
Organism: Zingiber officinale
Lineage: Eukaryota; Viridiplantae; Streptophyta; Magnoliopsida; Zingiberales; Zingiberaceae
Product: importin subunit alpha-1b-like
Exons: 10
Coding region: 210-1805 (531 amino acids)
Biological process (GO): NLS-bearing protein import into nucleus
Cellular component (GO): nucleus; cytoplasm
Molecular function (GO): nuclear import signal receptor activity; protein binding
Source: RefSeq, a predicted model, not a curated record